GGUCAUUAUAGUCGCUCGCUCGCUGGCACCCCUCCUAAAUGGUUGGUCCGGAUCCCAUGAGUUACCUCCCGGUAAUGUUCAGUUGUCAGUAAAAAAAAAAAAAAAGUCCUAAAUGGUUGUAUGAGUGUUCUGUGAGAGUACGGUCCCUAGUGAGAGUCCGUCGAGAGUCCGCAAUGAUGCCGAAGAAAAGAGAGGCAGUAAAGGCUGAGAAUGACGUGCUCGGCCAGCUACCACCACACAAGCGGCACAAGAAGCACAAGCAUAAGAAGCACAAACGUAAGCGCGGCGGCACGGAGGAAGAAGCGCUUUCGCCACCUGCAAGCCCGCAAAGCGGAGAUGGAGGCAAGCCUGCGUUGAAGCUGAAAAUCAAGAUCGGUGGCCAGCAAGCUCUGGAGAAGAACGUGACUCGGUCGGACGAGCCAAGCAGCCACAGUGAUGACGAAGAAGAGGCCUGGCUCGAGGCCCUGGAGUCUGGCCGCCUCGAAGAAGUAGACGACGAGCUCCGCAAGAUGAAGGACCCCACACUGAUGACGGCGCGGCAGCGAGCGCUCCUCGAAAGCAAGUCAAAGGACAAAGAUGAAGACGGCCCCGCCGCCGUUCAGGUCGAGCCCAUUAAGGAGAUGACAGAGGAAAUGAUCCAGCGCAGAAUGCAGCGUGCCAAAAAACGAAAGCAGCAGGCUGAAGAAAAGAAAGAGAAAGACAAGAAGCAGACUAUUGAACGGCUGCUCAAAAAGUCAGAGUCUCGGCUUCGUGCCUGCAAGAAGCCAGCUAAGAAGGCAGACACACCUAAAGUAUCACUGCUGCGGAGCAGUGAAGCUGGAACGCUGCUAAUGUUUCCUCCUGGCCUUCCGUUCCCACUUCCACCUGCUGUGGCUCCCUGCGAGUACCCAAAGAGAGCGCUGUGCAGCAUCAAAGGCUGCCUGAACCCCAAAAAGUACUCCUGCUCCAAAACAGGCGUGUCUCUCUGCAGCCUAGAAUGCUAUAAGGCAAACAUGCUGCAGAUGUGUGUAUGAGGUGUCGUCCAAAAUAAGCAUUUUUAUUGUUUCCCCAUAUCAUGAGGCUUCAAGAGUCGACAACAGCCAUUGUGGUUGUUACUUUCUUUGCCAGGUCAUAUUCUGGCCAAGAAUAACACUGUUAGAGAUUUAAAAAGGUAAGGAAGUUCUAGACACAGUAUUUACUGUGUGUUCCAUGUAAUACUA
This is a messenger RNA of Rhipicephalus sanguineus (brown dog tick), 1199 nucleotides long. Its product is annotated as INO80 complex subunit B. Lineage: Eukaryota; Metazoa; Arthropoda; Arachnida; Ixodida; Ixodidae. Gene Ontology annotation, cellular component: Ino80 complex. The transcript has 2 exons. Gene Ontology annotation, biological process: chromatin remodeling. The coding region runs from base 174 to 1013 and encodes 279 amino acids. The record is from RefSeq and is a predicted model, not a curated record.